Molecule: messenger RNA, 913 nt
Organism: Mizuhopecten yessoensis (Yesso scallop)
Lineage: Eukaryota; Metazoa; Mollusca; Bivalvia; Pectinida; Pectinidae
Product: protein HID1-like
Exons: 8
Cellular component (GO): membrane; Golgi trans cisterna; Golgi medial cisterna
Source: RefSeq, a predicted model, not a curated record
ACGGGUGGACCUGACAACUUGUUUGUGAACUACCUGUCCAGGAUCCACAGAGAAGAGGACUUUGCUUUUAUCCUGAAAGGGAUCACACGCCUGUUGAACAACCCUUUAAUGCAGACAUACUUACCUGGGUCAGCCAAGAAAAUUCAGAUCCAUCAGGAACUGCUUGUUCUCUUUUGGAAGAUGUGCGACAUCAACAAGAAGUUCAUGUUUUAUGUGCUGAAGUCUAGUGACGUGUUGGAUGUUUUAGUCCCUAUACUUUACUACCUGAACGAUGCCAGGGCCGACCAAUCCCGUGUUGGAUUGAUGCAUAUUGGUGUAUUCAUCCUGCUACUGUUGAGCGGGGAGAGGAACUUUGGGGUGCGACUAAACAAGCCCUACACCGUACGGGUACCGAUGGACAUCCCCGUGUUCACAGGAACGCAUGCCGACUUUCUCAUCAUAGUUUUCCAUAAAAUCAUCACCACUGGCCACCAGAGACUGCAGCCUCUGUUUGACUGUCUACUCACCAUCAUUGUAAAUGUAUCACCAUAUCUGAAGACUUUGUCAAUGGUAGCCAGUACCAAGCUUCUGCACUUACUAGAGGCCUUUAGUACCCCCUGGUUCCUGUAUGCUUGUCCCACCAACCACCAUCUUGUUUUCUUCCUACUGGAGGUCUUCAAUAAUAUCAUACAGUACCAGUUUGAUGGCAACAGUAAUUUGGUCUACACCAUUAUCCGUAAGAGGAAUGUGUUCCACCAGCUUGCCAAUCUGCCCACAGAACACUCAGCCAUAGCGAAGGCCCUCACAAAGAGGAGCAAGAAGUUCACCAACCUGACCCCCGACACCAAGGAAGAGCUACCACUGAUGGAGGGCUCUAUUCCUGCCACAGAGGCUGAGCCGGGUACCCUCAAAACCUCCCUUGCUGACACGCCUC